AUGUCGAAUUCCGAGGAUAAUUCAUCACCACAGAUACAAGUUGAGGCUCCGCCAAUGGCGGCUUCUGCGCCGAAUGAGGUCCACCAGACGCCGGCGACCGGUGAAGUGGGCAUCACCGGAAUCCUGCAGCGGUGGAAGAGGGAGGACUUGUUGAAGAGAGGGUCAUUGGGGUUGAGAGGGAUCGCACUGCUUUUCUCUCUGAUUUCCUUCAUUGUCAUGGCUAGCAACAAGCACGGAGAUUGGAGGGAUUUCGAUAAAUAUGAAGAGUUUAGGUACUUGGUGGCCAUUGCGAUUUUGUCCACUUUGUACACCGGAUGCCAAGCUUUCCGUCAAGUUCAGGAACUUUCCACCGGAAAACAGCUUCUUCAGCCGAAGAUGGCAGCUAUGGUUGACUUUUUUGGUGAUCAGAUAAUUGCAUAUCUUUUGAUAUCAUCAGCAUCUUCAGCAGUUCCAAUGACAAAUAGAAUGAGGGAAGGGGCAGACAAUAUUUUUACAGACUCUUCAGCUGCAGCCAUUAGCAUGUCUAUAUUUGCAUUCUUGUGUCUAGCAGUGUCAGCUCUCAUUUCAGGCUACAAACUAUCAAUUCAACCUUAUAUCUAA
This is a messenger RNA of Gastrolobium bilobum, 600 nucleotides long. Its product is annotated as CASP-like protein 4B1. NCBI's taxonomy places the organism in Eukaryota, Viridiplantae, Streptophyta, Magnoliopsida, Fabales, Fabaceae. The record is from RefSeq and is a predicted model, not a curated record. Bases 1 to 600 code for a protein of 199 amino acids. The transcript has 3 exons.